Phycomyces blakesleeanus NRRL 1555(-) is the source of this 351-nucleotide messenger RNA. RefSeq lists its product as hypothetical. Lineage: Eukaryota; Fungi; Mucoromycota; Mucoromycetes; Mucorales; Phycomycetaceae. The record is from RefSeq and is a predicted model, not a curated record. The transcript is spliced from 4 exons. Bases 1 to 351 code for a protein of 116 amino acids.
AUGAAAAUACGAAGUGUACUUAUGAAAAUGGUGAUAUAUGACACUACAAGUAUAAAGAAUGCUAUCAGUAUUUGUGCCGAUUUUGAAAGCGUUGUGACGUUGGGUUUGGCCCAGAUCAAAAAAGAAAACAAUAUUGUGGUUGCCACCGCCGAUUUUGAAAGCGUUGUGAUGUUGGUUUUGGCCCAGGAUAGUGUGGUUGCUCCCGUCGAUUUCGAAAGUGUUGUGGCGUUGGUGUUGGCUCAGGUUAAAAAAGAAAACGAUGCUGUGGUUGCUCCUGUCGAUUUCGAAAGCGUUUGUGGUUGCUCCCGUCGAUUUCGAAAGCGUUGUAAUAAUGGUGUUGACCCAGAUUAA